Dentiscutata heterogama is the source of this 553-nucleotide messenger RNA. The record is from the annotation of a GenBank genome assembly. NCBI's taxonomy places the organism in Eukaryota, Fungi, Glomeromycota, Glomeromycetes, Diversisporales, Gigasporaceae.
AUGAUACGGUUAUUAAUAGGUCUUAGUGGUAGUUGUUGGAAUUUGGCUCAAUUAUAUACCUCAAUUGCUCGUAAUAACUCUAAAAACCACCCUCUUGAUGAACUACUGAAUUUUUAUAAAACAAAACUUACUCAUAGUAUCACUAGUGUUCGCGGAGUUUUUAAAGAUCUCGCUCAUAGUGGUAAUCCUAAAGCUGCUGUUGAGCUUGCCUUUGGUGGUUUACAUCAAAAAAAAACGGGUGGUGCCCCAGCAAACAUUAUGGAUCUCUACGGUGCAUUAUUGGGUGCAAAAUUAUUUAUAGGUCCAGACCCAUCAACCCAGUAUGAAGAUUUCAAAUUGAGUAGGCAAAGAAAAUAUAUUGAUGGUGGAAAAGAUCUUUUACCGAUUCAUGUUUGUGCUUAUCAUGUUCGUCCAUGGAAAGAUGGUCUUGAUGCAAAAGAAGCUGCUCAUGUUGAAAAUUAUGCACAAGUAUGGGAAGAAUAUCAGAAACUGGAUGACCAUUAUCAAUGGUAUGAAGCUACUCCUUAUGAAUUUGGUACUGAAGAAAUUCCUG